UGAUAGAGAGAGGGAGAGAGCAACUGCUAAAAUCGCCGCCGAUCGGGACCAACCCAGUAUGCAGUUAAAGCCCUUCAACUCCUUCAGCAUCGCCUUCAUGAUGAGCGGCGCACUCUUGCUUGUUUUCUUCUACAGCUUCCUCGAAUUCCCUUUUCUAUCAACCUCAAUCAAACCCAUCAACGAUCCGACCAAGUUCACACCCGACCCCUUUACCAACUUGAUCGGCGCCUUCAGGAAGUGGGAUGCCCAAGUGGGUUGCUCUCGUUUCAGAGAGAAGCACAAGUUGCAGAUGUUGCAGAACAAGUCUUCUUCUCUGCAACAAAUUCGCGGCGAAUCGGAGUGUGGGGAGGCAAAAUCGGAGCAUGUUAGCGUGCUGGUGAAAGGGUGGACUUGGAUUCUUGAUAAUUUGGAUAGUUUGUAUUCAUGCUCGUGUGGGUUGAGCUGUUUGUGGACUAAAUCUCAUGUUCUUGCUGACAAGCCUGAUGCUUUGCUGUUUGAGACUACUACACCUCCCCUUCAGAGACACAGUGGAGAUCCACUUCGCGUGUACAUGGAUCUUGAGGCUGGCAGGAAGCGAUCUGGUGUUGAAUAUAUAUUUGUAAGUUAUCACGCCAAAGAUGAUGUGCAGUCCACCUAUGCCGGUGCACUCUUUCACAAUGGUCGAAAUUAUCAUGUAUCCCUCCCUUGA
Messenger RNA from Malus domestica (apple), 688 nucleotides. Its product is annotated as alpha-(1,4)-fucosyltransferase-like. The record is from RefSeq and is a predicted model, not a curated record. NCBI's taxonomy places the organism in Eukaryota, Viridiplantae, Streptophyta, Magnoliopsida, Rosales, Rosaceae.